Vicia faba (fava bean) is the source of this 1521-nucleotide messenger RNA. Lineage: Eukaryota; Viridiplantae; Streptophyta; Magnoliopsida; Fabales; Fabaceae. The record is from the annotation of a GenBank genome assembly.
AUGAUUCAAGUUGUUAUUUUCAAAGAUUAUCCUACACCAUUAUUAACCCCAAUUAGCAGCAUUCAAGAGAGAGAUAUUGAGGAUGAAAUCAUUGUUGAACACGAUGAAAGUUCGGAUGUUGUGCCAGCCACAGCUGCCUCCUCCUCGUAUCACUCAAAGUACCUUAUAGUUGUUGAUGGCCUUAAAGAAACAUCCAAAGUAUACUUGGAUACCUUGAACAGGGUCAUACCUGAUAUGUUAACAGGAAGCAGAGUUCUUUUUACUACUCGCAAUGCAACAGUAGCCCAACAUGCAGUAGGUAGAAUCAUUCUUCACCCAUUACAGUUAUUAGAUGAUGAAACUGGUUGGCUGUUGUUCACAAGACAUUUGAAGGUCCCCAAGUCAGAAACAGAAUUUAUCAAGGUUGGAAAAGAAAUUGUGAUGAAAUGUGGGGGACUGCCAUCACAAAUACUGAAAAUAAGUGAUUUGCUUUCACAUAAAGAUGUUACACAUGAGGAAUGGUUAAGCGUGCCAGGAGGGCAGCAGCUCAAUGAAAAUCAAAUACAAUGUUGGUCUGAAACGCUAGACACAAUUAAUACAAACUUACCUUAUUAUCUAAGAAGAUGUCUAUUUUACUUUGUGCUAUUCCCUGCUGAAUUUGGGAUCCCUGUCAGAAGGUUGUUUGUUUUGUGGGUUGCUGAGAGUCUAAUUCAUCAAGCAGAAGAUGACGAAGUGCCCCCGGAGCUCGUUGCAGAAAGCUCUAUUUCCGAACACGCGCCCACAACAAAUCAAUUCACCACUGAGGAAGGUCCAAGGUUGCACAUUCCUCUCAAGACAGACAAUCAUGUCGUGUCUGACUUUGAGGGUGAACCAUCAAGCAUAAUUGCUUGUGCACUGUCCUUGUUGAAAGACUCAUCUGAGAUGUCGAAAAUUGACGGUGAUGUGAAAGAAAGUGGGAUAACUUCAAAAUCUACAGAUUCUUUGCACGACUCUCUAGAUUCAGAUUCUGCGCAUUCUACUGGAAGCGUGUCUUCAGAAGAGUCACGAUCAUUUCGUGCUACAGAAGACCAUAGCAAAGAAGUUCAUCUGGGUUAUGCAAAAAUCACUUGGGAGGGAAAAAUAUUCUGUGGUGGAAAAAGCAUAUCUUUUUUUGCCAAAACACUUGAUGAGAGGUUCAUCGUAAAGGAAAUCAAGAAGACGGAACUUGAAGCAUUUUUGGGAUUCUCUUCCCUAUAUUUCAAACACAUGAGAGAGUCAUUUGAGUCUGGGAGCCAAACAUAUCUAGCAACAGUCUUGGGGAUAUAUCAGGUUACUAGAAGACACAUUAAAAGUGGAAAAGAGGUUAAACAACAUGACCUCAUGGUGAUGGAAAAUCUUACCUACAAUCGAAAUAUUGUACGCCAGUAUGAUCUUAAAGGUGCUCUUUUUGAGCGGUAUACUUCUGAUGCUACUGGUGCUGAGGAUGUUCUUCUGGAUCAGAACUUUGUGGAAGACAUGAACUCUUCCCCGUUAUAUGUCAGCCACGUUUCGCCUUAUCAAUAG